AUAACCGGCCUGACGUUGCCAUGAAUCUCUCAGACUUCGGCUUAGGGGCUCUGAAUCUCUCCACGAGAAGUCGCCUGAUGAUGUUCAACAAGACCUACGCUGACGCCCAUGGUUACGUUAGCGUGUGUGUGUGCGUGUUUGGGAUUGUAACUAAUCUCUUCAACGUUUCCGUUCUGACACGUAAGCACAUGGGGACACCGGUAAACCAAAUUCUUACAUGGCUCGCCGUGUCGGAUCUUCUUACCAUGGUGUCGUACAUUCCGUUCGCUCUCCAUUUCUACUGUCAGUUCCCUAAUGGGGAUGAACAGCUUCAUGAACGCAACAGCCAUGCCUGGAUGUCUUUCUUGGUGUUCCAUAUCAACAUAACGUCAACCACCCAUACAAUAUCAAUAUGGAUGUGCGUGACAUUAGCCAUCAUUCGAUAUAUCCACAUAACAAACCCGACAAAGACGAAUGGUUUUCGGCUAAAGCGGAUUCAACAAACCCGGAUUGUGAUAAUAAUAGUUUACAUUUCAUCUGCAGUCGUUUUGAUUCCAAAUUACCUUAGCAACGAACUUCACGAGACACUACAGGGUAAUAAAACUAUAUAUUAUCUUGAAGAUCUCAAGCUAGGGCGGCCAGGCACGGAGUCCACAGUGCUAAUUAACGUCUGGAUGUAUGCAAUGAUCGCUAAGUUAGUACCGUGUCUGCUUAUGUCAAUAUUUGGUGGUUUGCUGGUGUACAACAUUCAUGUCAAAAUUCGCCACCGUCGGAAAGUUUUGCAGAUAUCAGGGAAAAGUAGUAUACGAUUGUCAGAGCAUUCACGCACGACGAAAAUGUUAAUAACUGUGAUAACGUUAUUUAUAGUAACAGAACUCCCACAAGGCGUUUUAAUUGUGUGCAGCGCGUGCAUAGACAAUUUUUUUGACAAUGUGUAUCAACCAUUAGGAGACGUCAUGGAUAUUAUGGCUCUGGUGAACAAUUCAAUUAAUUUCGUUCUCUAUUGCUCAAUGAGUACAAAGUUUCGCCAAACAUUUGUGAAUUUGUAUUUUUGUGCGGGGCGACGAGGAAGAACAACUUCGUAUAAUGGUGUUGCAUUGACCGACAAGAGAAUACGGCGUUUUGAUUCAAACAGUAACAAUAACAUGCUGCUACACUCAUGAGCUUAUGUACAGCACAAAAUCUUUAUUUAGUAAUACUUAAUUGAUAUGAUAUACAUUUAAUUCAGUACAGCUUAAGUAAAUAUAUUACGUCAAAUUCUGUAAUCGGGACUCGAUUGUCACAAGAAAUAUGCCAUUUUCGUACUUUACUUACCAAAUGUAUUUCUAGCUUCGUAAUAUAAUUCAACCCACACUCAUAUUUCGAGUUAUCACAACCGACAGCUCAAAGAUUAUUCAUGUGUUGUCACUUAACUAAAAGAAAAGGUGUUUUAAUGUUAUUCUACUUUAUUCCAAGUCACAAAAUGAAUCUUAGUUGGACUUUCGAAGCUCAAUUAGCGAAUAGCAGUAGGUAAUUACUAACUGUUAAAAAACGUGUCGCUUCGGUAUAUUGUUCGGUAUAUUGUUCGGUAUAUUGUUCGGUAUUUUGUUCCA
Dreissena polymorpha is the source of this 1571-nucleotide messenger RNA. Its product is annotated as G-protein coupled receptor dmsr-1-like. Gene Ontology annotation, cellular component: membrane. Gene Ontology annotation, molecular function: G protein-coupled peptide receptor activity. NCBI's taxonomy places the organism in Eukaryota, Metazoa, Mollusca, Bivalvia, Myida, Dreissenidae. The record is from RefSeq and is a predicted model, not a curated record. Bases 21 to 1142 code for a protein of 373 amino acids. Gene Ontology annotation, biological process: G protein-coupled receptor signaling pathway. The transcript is spliced from 2 exons.